Hypanus sabinus (Atlantic stingray) is the source of this 5013-nucleotide messenger RNA. Its product is annotated as sperm flagellar protein 1-like. The coding region runs from base 32 to 760 and encodes 242 amino acids. The transcript is spliced from 8 exons. NCBI's taxonomy places the organism in Eukaryota, Metazoa, Chordata, Chondrichthyes, Myliobatiformes, Dasyatidae. The record is from RefSeq and is a predicted model, not a curated record. Gene Ontology annotation, molecular function: microtubule binding. Gene Ontology annotation, cellular component: axoneme. Gene Ontology annotation, biological process: regulation of cytoskeleton organization.
AUGGUUUCCAUGGCGACGCAAGACAAACAACAUGGCGAGCUGUGGACGCGCUGAAGGCCCCGCGGGUGUUGAGAUGGACGACGAGCGCCUGCGGGAGCUGUACGCGUGGGUGGACACGCUGCAGCUGUCCAGGACCAAGCGCAACAUUGCCCGGGACUUCAGCGACGGAGUCUUAAUUGCCGAAGUGGUGAAAUGUCACUUUCCCAAGAUGGUUGAAAUGCACAACUAUACUCCAGCCAGCUCAACACAGCAGAAGUUAAGCAACUGGGGUCAUCUGAACAGGAAGGUGUUCAACAGGCUCAACUUCUUUGUACCUGAUAAUGUGGUCCGCAAGGUGGUACAGUGCUCACCUGGAGUUGUAGAGUAUGUGCUGAGCAGCCUGAAGCUGAAGAUAGAGGAGAAGCUGAAACAGAAACACAGCAAGAUGACUGUGCCACCACAGGACCUUGAAUAUUACAGCAUGGCAGUGGAACAGGAUAUAGGUCAGUUUCCAGCAUCACGGCAGUCAAAGGGGAACCAUCACAGCAUUCAGCUACAAGCUGACCACUCCACAAGUCCAGUGAAGGCACAUCCUGGAUGUCCACAGCUAAGCCCGGAGGUAAGGAUCUUGUUGGAGGAGAAAGAACAGGCUGUGCUGGUGUUUCAGGAAACUAUCCAGAUCCUUCAGGUGAAAAUCCGCCGUCUUGAGCAUCUUCUCCACUUGAAAGAUGUCCAAAUUGAUGAUCUUACUUGGCGCCUGCAGCAAGCUGAACAGAGAUGAAAGGCCUUCACCCUCUCUUCCACUCCAAGCAUGUCAUGACCAUCUAGUCAAAGUGUUUUUUUUUACAGAUAUGUUUUUAAACAAUUAAUAAUGAAAAUUAAAAUGGGUCUCUGAUACUUAGCAACUUGUCAGAAAUAUAUGGCAGUCACUCAGAUAUAAAACAGGAAGUACUGGAGGUAUUCAGCAUACAAGAGAUGCUGGAAAUUUUGAGCAACACAUGCAAAAUAUGGAGGAGCCCAGCAGGACAGGCAGCAUUUGUGGAAGGGAAUCCCCUUCAUUCGGUCCUGAUGAAAGGUUUUGAGCUGAAACGUCAACUGUUUAUUCCCGUCCACAGAUGCUGUCUGUCUUUCUGUGUUCCACCACCACCUUGUGAGUGGAGAUACUUAACAGUACAAGCAGCAUCUAUGGAGGAGAAUAAAUUAUCGAUGUUUUGGGCCAAGACCCUUCAUCAGGACUGUUUAUUCCUUUUCAUAGAUGCUGUCUGACUUGCAGUUCAGGCAGCAUCCACGGAGAGAGAAAAUAUAAGGAUAGAAUUAAAGGCUGGUAGCUUUUCAUUAGAACUGGCUUUUACAUGCCAGGUAGGAAGGUGAGGUGACUCUUCUCAGGUUUGUGUUGGGUCAGGUCUUACUGGAACCGUGCAGGAGGCUGAACGAAAGCGAAGCAGGGGAAGCACAAGAGGCCACAGAUACUGGAAUUUAGAGAACAAAGCAAUGUGGUGGGAACCCAGAUCUGAUCCAAAACAUUCACAUUGCUUUCCUCCCACAAAUGGUCCAUGACCCACUGAGUUCCUCCAGCAGAUUAUUUGUUGUGAGGAGAGAGAAGAAGAGUUUCAGCCUUCGGUCGGUAGUUCACCAGCAUUUCUCAUGGUAAUUACAGAUGGCCAAUAAAUGCUUGCUUUGUCAUCAAUGUUGUGCUGACCUUGUAAACAACUCCACAAUCAAUCUAACCCUCCUACAAAGCUCAUAAGCCUCCAUUUGUCUUUCAUUCAUGUGCCUAUCUGAGUCAUUUGAUCUCCCUAAUGAAUCAGCUUCUAUCACCACCCCAAGCAGUCUAUUCCACCCACUCACGUAAGUGUAAUAAAACUUCCCUCUAACAUCUCCCUUAUACUUCCCUCCACUUACCUUAAAAGAAUUGUUUGUUAUGUGCCAUAUUGUAUGACAUAGACAAUCAUUGUCUUUCCACGACCAUGAUUGUUUUCGGCAAAUUUUUCUACAGAACUGGUUUGCCAUUGCCUUCUUCGGGGCAGUGCCUAUACAAGACUGGUGACCCCAGCCGUUAUCAAUACUCUACAGAGAUUGUCCCCCUCGCAUCAGUGAUUGCAUUACCAGGAUUUAUGAUAUACACCAGCUGCCUAUAUGACCAUCCACCAUCUACUCCUAUGGCUUCACAUGACUCUGAUCGGGGAUCAAUGCAGGUCCUACAACUUGCCCAAAGAUGACCUGCAGGCUAACAGAAGGAAGGAGUACUUUACAUCUCCUUUGGUAGAGAUGUACUUCCACCCCGUCACCCCACUUAAAAAUUGACGUCCUCUGGAAUUAGCCAAUACUGCCCUAGGUAAAAGGGGCCUGCUGUCCAUUCUAUCUAUGUCUUGUAUUAUUUUCUAUGCUUCUAUCAAGUCACCUUUGCUCCAAAGCGAAAGGUUCUAGUUUGCUCAAUCUUCCCUUAUAUGACACGUUCUCUAGUCCAGGAAGCAUUCUGGUAAAUCUGUUCUGCGUCCUCUCUAAAGCUUCCACAUCUUUCCUAUAAUGCGGCAGGUAUAACUGCAAGAAAACAGCUUUACCCCUGUCUCCAGGCUGUUCCUCAGCACUCUUCUUAACAUUGAACCUUCCUUGUAUCUUUGUUCACUUAUUGACUUCCAGCAAGUGUACGUUUAUCACUUACUUGACUAGAUAUUCUGGAGCUUGAGCUCUGCACCAGUUGUUGCAAAAGCUGAGACUGACUCUUUCUCUGCAAUCUUAUCCACUCAGAGUUUAUAGGGAUCCAUGCUCAUUACUGAACGAUAGAAAAAUGUCAGUAUAAGCUAGGGUUUACCAAUAUAUUUUUCCAUGACAAUGCACACUCAGUUCUCUAGCCUUCUGUCAAAUAUAGCUGUUCCUGUCUUGAGUAUUUCUACACUAUUUUGCCAAUCAACGUCAAUAUCUUGAUCACUCUCAAUUUCUUAGCUUCAGUGUCAUUCCAUUGUGCUGCCAGUGUCACCAUCUCAUCUCCACAUCCCAGAGCUGAGUUAGGAAGGUGAUACAUCAAGCAGAGAAGGCAUCAUUGGCUUCUCUUUUAGUCCAUGUACAUAUACACAGUGGGCCAAAGGGUUUGCUGUGCAUUGAAAGCUUCCCAAAAGUGUAGGCAUUCAAUGUUAUUUCUUAGGGAGAUUUCCUGCCAAAAGCACCAGGUUGAAGGGCCCAGAGGGUCUCAUUGGCAACCUUGCACAAAGAACAUGCUGAUUGUGAGCCAUGCUCUUCACCUGCCUGUCAGGGAAACCCUGUACCACUGCUCCCUUUUUCUCUCACAAACUCCUCUUUGGGAGCUCUGUGUAUCUCCUGUGCUGUCAUUGUUAAUUCAUUCUUGAAGCAACAUCACUAUCCAGUAACUAGAAGAGGGUUUCUUGAAUUGAAUGUACAUGUCUCAGUAAAAACACAUUCCCUGAAUUGCAACAAUCAAGUACUUGCAAUAGAUAACUAUACAACUGUGCCUCUUCAAAGUCAAAAUAAAUUUAUUAUCAAAGUACGUACAUAUCUCCAUGAGAUUAAUUUUCUUGCAGGCAAUUACUGGGAAAUAAAGAAAUACAACAGACAAAUUGUGUAAAAAAUAAAUAAUACUAAGAACAUAAGUUGUAGGGUCCUUGAAAGUGACACUAUGAGUUGUGGAAUCAGUCCAGUAUCAAGGGGAGUAAAUUUCAGGUUAUCCACACCAAUUCAGGAGCAUGACGGUUGUAGGGUAAUAGCUGUUCCCGAACCUGGUGAUGUGGGAGUUAAGACUCCUGUAUCUCCUGCCCAAUGCCAGUGGAGAGAAGAAAGCAAGAAUUGGAUAUUGAGGGUCCUUGAUGAUAAGUGCUGCUUUCCUGUGGCAGCACUCCUUGUAAGUGAGAUUUCUUCCAGUGCACCUUUAUAUUUAUCUGUUGCAAGAACUUGAAGGUGAGCUAGUCUUUACAGAGACAUGUGCUCAAUUUAAGAAACACUCUUCUGACACUGGAGAGUGAUGCUGCUUUAAGAAUGAAUCAUCCAAAAAUGCAGCAUUAAGAUGUGACAACACUAUUUUGAAUUUCUUGUUUUAGAAGAUCCUUAUCUCCCUGGGAUUUUACAAUAUUGGCAUGACUUAACAUGAUAUUUUAGUGAUGAUAUAAAAUAGAGACAUUUGAAUAGAAAAUGAUCCAUGGUUUAAUGACGUUGAUUUGAAUUGUAAUUAUUAGGAAUAAUUUUAUCAGUAUCCAAAAACUUACAUUUGCAAACAUAGUACUUACAGUUUUAUGUACACAGUUAGAUUAAUGUUAUUUCAUGUAUUUGAUUUAGAACUGGUUAUUAUUUCUCAUGACUGACUUAGAAGUAUUUACCAAUGUUUUUAAAAAGAAAUGAUAUGGUUAUAAAAUGGCUAUACCCAUACCGUAUACUAAAUACUUGUAAUAAAUAUGCUUCGAAGUUCAAAAGUAAUUUCUUCAAUCACUAUUUAUUUCCUUAAAAUUAAUUUAUUUCAUUUUUUUUAUUCAACUAGCAAUUUUUAUUUAUGUUAUUUGGAUACAGCACAAACAGGCCCUUCUGACCCAAUGAGAUGCACCGCUCGGCAACCCACCUAAUUGACCCUACCCUAAUCACAGGACAAUUUACAAUGACUAAUUAACCUACUCACUGGUACAUCUUUGGCCGGUGGGAGGAAACCGGAGCACCUGGAGGAAACCCAUGCGAUCACAGAGAGAACAUAUAAAUUCCUACAGAUGAAAGCUGAAUUGAACUCCAAACUUCAACGUCCUGAGCUGCAAUAGCAUCGCACUAAAAACUACACUACUGUAGUGUGCAACACACACAAAAUGCUGGUGGAACACACCAGGCCAGUCAGCAUCGAUAGGGAGAAGCGCUGUCGACGUUUCGGGCCGAGACCCUUCGUCAGGACUAACCAAAAGGAAAGAUUGAGUGAACUCGGCCUUUUCUCCUUGGAGCGAUGGAGGAUAAGAAGUGACCUGAUAGAGGUGUACAAGAUGAUGAAAGGCAGUGAUCGUAUGAUAGUCAGAGGCUUUUUCCUAAGGCUGAAGUGAUUGCCACAAGAGG